AUGCCUUCGGCACCUGCUGCCCUUCUCUUUCUUGGGCUGUCUCUGAGCCAGGGGACCAGCACCCAGAAGCGUGAGUCCUUCCUUCAAAGCCCCAGCGUCUGGUUUGAGACUAAGUACCCACAGACUCUCUCCAAACCUGUCAUCUGGGUCAAACCCAGUUUCAUGAUUCCAGAAGGAAAACUGGCCAUCAUCUGGUGUCAAGGAACUCACGAGGCCGCUGAGUACCAACUGCACUUUGAGGGAGGUCUUUCUGCCUUCAGGAGACCGAAGUCACCUGGAAUGUCGAACAGAGUCAAGUUCCCCAUCCCGUCCAUGACCUCACAGACUGCAGGGCAGUACAGGUGCUUCUAUCGAAGUGGGGAGCUCUGGUCAGAGCCCAGUGACCCUCUGGAUCUGGUGGUAACAGGACUGUAUGACACACCCACCCUCUCAGUUCAACCCAGACCCGAGGUGACCUCAGGAGAGGAAGUGACCUUCCGUUGCCGCCUAGAAACAGCAACAAGCACCUUCUUUCUGCUCAAGGAGGGAAGAUCCAGCCGCCCACAGCGCAGAUACGGGAACAUCCAGGCGGAGUUCCCCAUGGGCCCUGUGAGCACAGCUCACAGAGGCACGUACAGAUGUUUUGGCUCCUAUAACACACAUGCAUGGUCUUUCCCCAGUGAGCCUGUGAAGCUCCUGGUCAAAGGAGAUGCCGGGGACACCACCUUUGCGCCCACAGAGCACACCUCUUCUGACCACUGGGACUCCUACAUGUUAACCACAGAGACCCAAUUCCAGGAAGAUCCUGUCCUCUGGGAUCACAAUGCCCAGAAUCUCCUUCGGAUUGGCCUAGUUUUCCUGGUCCUGGUGGCCCUCGUGUGGCUCCCGGUUGAAGACUGGCUUCACAGGAAGAAGCUUCAGGAGAGAGCCAGCAGGGCUUCAAGUCAGGAAUGCAGAAGGUUCAGAGCACAAAGCCCUGGAGAAAUGACCGAGAGAUGCAGUGGCCACAGGUAA
Molecule: messenger RNA, 993 nt
Organism: Globicephala melas (long-finned pilot whale)
Lineage: Eukaryota; Metazoa; Chordata; Mammalia; Artiodactyla; Delphinidae
Gene: NCR1
Product: natural cytotoxicity triggering receptor 1
Cellular component (GO): plasma membrane
Source: RefSeq, a predicted model, not a curated record